AUGUUCAAGCAGACGAUGAAGGAGAGGGACGCUCUCGCAGAGUGGUCCUCAAGGGACCAGGUCCAAGAGGUGCUACAAUGCUUUCAAGUCUUUGAUCGCCAGGGCACAGGCGUCCUCUCUAGGCAGAGUAUCCACAAGAUCAUGCGCAUGGGGGACCAAAGCUUCUCAGAGGAUCAGUUGGAGGACAUGCUCAAAAAUGUGCACUGCGACAGCCACGGGGACGUGAAGUACUUGGAUCUGGCGCUUUUCCUUCUGGGGCCUGAGCUAGAGGUGAAGGAGAAGCAUCUCAUCAUGGAGGCUUUAGUGGAGUACGGCAUAGACUCCGGCGAUUGGAGCUAUGACCUGUGCGAGGACGGUUCAAACCAGGCCAAGUUGCAACAGCUGUGCCGCUCCAUUUUGGAAACAAAGUGGAGCCAAGAAGAACCGGAGGCUCUGGAAGGCACCAUAGCUGGCAAAAUCUUGCAGUGCUGGAAGGACGGAAAAUCGGGCAAAGAGCUAUGGAAAGACAUUGCUGAGGAGCUUGAGUACGAUGAGAAGGUGAAACGGAGCUCCUGGAAGGAGAAGGAGAAUAUGGUCCAAGAAGAUCAAGACAAGUUAAAAUGCCUCGAAGAAGGCAUGUUGGUCAAGACCCAUGAUGACAAAGAGCUCAAGUUACAUGCCACUGACAUGCAAAAGCAGCAGCAGGGGGUCUUCAACAAAGGCAGAACUCCUCAGUGGACACUUCCUGCAGGUGAAGUAGCUGAAGUGACUCAAGUGCACCCUACGGGGUCCUUUCGUUUGCAACGUCAGGGAGGCGAUGAAAGCUUCUUGGCAGCGCCUUCCAUCGCUCGGCGCCUUUGUAUCGCAGAGAAUAAACAUCGCUUGAAUCCGCCGGAGAAAAUGUUGAUUGGAAAACCGAAGGAAUGGGCUGAUGAGCUCAAGAAGAAGUGGCCUGUUUUUGAUGACACCAACCUGAAACCAAUCACAAGAGACCAUGGUGGCCAAGAAUUGAAGGAAGCCAAGAUUGAGGCUCCUAGGCCUGACAAUUUGAAAUUGAUAUUCACAGCUCAAAGCAUGGACCAGAGGCCCAGGAGCCCUUAUCUUGGAAGAAGUCCCAUCAAGUACGCAUCAGAUCUACUUCUACUCCCUGCAGUUUGCGCACUUGUCAAGACAAUUAAGCCUGUGAAGAGAGAAGCAGCACAGGAACUGCUUGGAAAGAUCCAACGGCAGGAAAUCGAUAUGGGCGAGCCCGGCGUGGGAGGCUUUGCUUGGCAGUCUUUGGCAACGAAUGGUUUCCGAGCAGGCAACAUGGACAAAGCAAUCCUCAUAGCAUCGAUACCCGGUGCAGAUCAAGCCCUUUACAAUGAUGUCCUGUUCAUGUCGUUGAUGCAUGACUUUCACUUUGCCAUUACUUGGGAGCAGCAUUAUGGCAAUGUGUGGCUGGCCAACUGGUUGCGGGAGCUUCUUGUCGGUGUUGUUGGAGGUGCUAAGCCCAUUGUCAUCACUGGGGCCAAACAAAAGGAUGAAACAGGCAAGGAAGGCCUGCACAAAGGGGCAAUCGGCUAUGCGCAGACGUCGGAGGUGUUCCUUUGCUUGGCCUUGGGUAUUGACUUUGAGGUGGUGUUUGUCAAGGACCUGUUCGAUGCAUUUCGUCCUUUAGUCAGUCUUGCCAAGAAGAAGGACUGGGAACAGCUGGAAAAGAGCCUUAAAGAGUUUGAACCAGGCUAUCUCCAGGAGUGUCUCCGUCACACAGAUGCUGCGGGCAAGAGUGCGCUCUUUACGCUAAUCCGAGAGGCUGCACGGCCAGAUGGAAAAUUCAAGAGAGCAAAUGAGAUCGAUCCCCACAAGAUUGUGAAGAAGCUUCUGGACAACAGUGCUGAUCCAGCUCAAUCGGAUUUCUAUGGCUGGAACUCUUUGCAUCUUGCUGCGCGCUUCAGCACCCCCAAAACCAUCGAGGUUUUGGUCCAGUGCCAGCCUGAGCUCUUGAAUAAGAAGGACGCAAAGGGCCGUUCUCCCUUGUACAGAGCCAUCAAGCAUCAAAACAAGGUUGCAGCCGAGAAGUUGAAAGAAUUGGGAGCCACUAUGGAUGGGACAGAACAAGAUAGCCUGCUCUUGGCGAGAGGUGGCGGGGACAGCCUCCCGGCGCUGGUGUUUACCUACUAUGAGAGUUCUACCUGCUUCCUGAGCAUGCGAAAGGCCUUUAAAGCCACAGGGGCCUCGGUCCCGGGUGGCAUUGCAUACGAUGCUGUGAUGGCGAAGCUGAAAGCCGAAGGUGAAGGAGGUGCCGACAUGUGCCGGGGGGUCACGCCAGGUCGUAGUCGCAGCGUUCCACCGCGCACCACGCAGCGGAGCCACGAGGAUCUCGAGAAGGUGGACUAUGCCACCUCCUUGUUGGCCCGCGUGGCCGAAUCCUUCUCUUGGCCUGUGACGCAGACGGAGACGCUGGGGAGCCUUGGGCAUCCGGAGAUUUGCGGCAAUCCCUGCAUCCGUUUCUACUACGGGAGCUGCAAGAAGGGCAUGGACUGUCAGUUCUGCCACUUGGAGCACGAGACCUCCAAGAAGAAGCUGGACAAAAUGCAGCGGCUUUGCUUUGAGUCCAUGUCCGAGCCACAGAUCCUGUCAAUGCUGCUGAGCCACAUGGAAAUGCGAUGCCGGAAGCAAAAUCUCACCGAACGGAUGAUCCUGGUCUUGUCCUGCAUGCGCCGGCGUUUGAAGGCCCUUCCGAAGCACGAGCGCGUGACAGCUGAGAUGUCAGCCAUCUUGUCCAAAAGCUUGAAGAAGCUCACUUUGGGGCGCUUGCUGGACCUGGUGAAGCAAAGCCGCAACGUCUGUGACGCAUUCAAAACGGAGCUGACCGCCGUCGCGCACCAUGCUGCAGGACGUUCCAUCCACGGUCCAGUUUGA
This is a messenger RNA of Durusdinium trenchii, 2883 nucleotides long. The record is from the annotation of a GenBank genome assembly. Lineage: Eukaryota; Dinophyceae; Suessiales; Symbiodiniaceae.